UCCCUCUCUCUUCUCCACUAUGGACAGAGCCUCCAGUGAGCUGCUGCCUGCCCGCCUCAGACCCAGUUGACAUGGGGACUUUUGGAGCAACUCGGUUGUGCUGGGUGAUCCUGGGCUUCCUCCUACUCCAAGGUCACCACCCCCAGCCCACGGCAAUACAACUACCUACACCUCAGGGAAACUUCAGUAGUCUCAAUGUGACCAAAAAGCCAAAUUCUGCCAGCACAGGAGACAGCCCUUCCUUGGAGCCCAGAAUCUCAAGCACUCUGGCCAACACUGGUACCCCAGGUACUCUGCCUCUCAGAGCACACACACAGUCGGCUCAUCACCCAGGGAGGGUCCCGCAGGAGAGAGGCACAGUCUCUAUUCCAAGGGAGAAUACAGUGACUCCAGAGCUGGCCUCAAAGGUCCCCAUGGAAACCAGCAAGAUGGAGCUGAGAUGGAGCACCACAUAUGGCCAGUACUCCUCCCUGCCGGGCCUGACCCAGGCCCAGACACAGAAACACACAUCGGCACUGGACACCUCUCAGAACAUCACUCCCAAAACAACCACAAUGAGCCUAAGGACAAGAGAUUUGGUCAUUCAGCCCAGCCCCACGUCAGAGACAGUGCUCACUGUGGCUGCAUUUGGUGUUAUCAGCUUCAUCGUCAUCCUGGUAGUAGUGGUGAUUGUCCUAGUCAGCGUGGUCAGUCUAAGGUUUAAGUGUCGGAAGAACAAGGAAUCUGAAGAUCCCCAGAAACCAGGAAAUUCAGGGCUAUCUGAAAGCUGCUCCACAGCCAAUGGAGAAAAAGACAGAAUCACCCUCAUCUCCAUGAAGAAUAUCAACACGAAUAAUAGCAAAGGAUGCCCCUCAGCAGAGAAGGUUCUUUAGAAGCAACCCUGGGGUUUCCAUGGGUUCAAGGACAAUGCAGCUGACCUGUGAUUAUAAGGAGGAAGAAGAUGGAGCUGGUAGAAGCAGUGAACCAUACAUAAAUUAUUUUAUUGUUUGACAUCUACUCCCAGUCUAAGAGACACUAGUGUUACUCCAAAUCUGGAAUCAAUUUCCAACAGGAGAGACUUUGCCCUACAUGGGCAGACACUCUAGAAAUACAGCCUACUACUUCCACCUUCUCAAAGUUAUAGGAAGGAGUAGGCUAUAGGCAACAGCAAGGAAAUCACAAAGUGUACUGGUUCUUCCUACCUUGCAUUAAAAUUAUCUUCUGGC
Messenger RNA from Erinaceus europaeus (western European hedgehog), 1205 nucleotides. It is a transcript of the gene ECSCR, whose product is annotated as endothelial cell surface expressed chemotaxis and apoptosis regulator. Gene Ontology annotation, cellular component: cytosol; plasma membrane. The coding region runs from base 72 to 872 and encodes 266 amino acids. NCBI's taxonomy places the organism in Eukaryota, Metazoa, Chordata, Mammalia, Eulipotyphla, Erinaceidae. The transcript has 10 exons. Gene Ontology annotation, biological process: positive regulation of proteasomal protein catabolic process; negative regulation of angiogenesis; positive regulation of endothelial cell apoptotic process. The record is from RefSeq and is a predicted model, not a curated record.